Lucilia sericata (common green bottle fly) is the source of this 1037-nucleotide messenger RNA. RefSeq names its product myb-like protein Q. The annotation marks the transcript as partial. The record is from RefSeq and is a predicted model, not a curated record. NCBI's taxonomy places the organism in Eukaryota, Metazoa, Arthropoda, Insecta, Diptera, Calliphoridae. The transcript is spliced from 2 exons.
GGAAAUUAUUGCGAAUUUGUUGUAUACGUUGUUAAGACGCAUUAAAUAACAGUUAGACAAAACAACAACAACAACAAAAAAUACAUAUUUCAUUUUAAUUUGUUAAAAAAAAAACUUAAAAAAAUAACAAAAAUAUAAAAAAAUGUGUUAAUAAAUUUAAAAAAAUAAGAAAAACUAAAAAUUUUCAAUAAAAAUCAUGCCACAACGUUCACCAUUUGCCAUACAAGAACUAUUAGGACUCAACAGUACAAAAGCAGCAGCUGCGGCGGCUGUCGUAGCAAUGGCAAAUCUAACGGAUAACACGAAUACAAGUGAUAACUGUAAGCAGGAGCAACAAACCACGGCUGCAGUAAAUGGUAAAUGUAACCAAAGUCCAAAAGCUAACAAUGGUGAACAGAUAAAAAACGAAAUUACAUCCAAAAACAAUCAGGAAAUAGAAAUAAUAAAUGAUAGCAGGGAAUCACCAACAACAGCCACAAUUAAAAUUUCCUCCAAUUUAUAUAAAGCAACAACAUUGGCAACGGCAACAACAACAGCAACAACACCAGCAACAUCAUCUACAACAACUGUAACAGAUAUUGCAACAACACCAAAUUCAAUAUCACCUUCAACAAAUUCAAUUUCAUCGGUAAAUUCCUCUUUAUCUUCUUAUAAUGAGGAAACCGAUAAGAGACGUCAACAGCAGCAACAACAACAGCAGCAACAGCAACAAUUGUCUAUGGCUGCUGCCUCUAGAAUGGCUUAUUUUAAUGCUCAUGCUGCUGUAGCAGCAGCAUUUUUACCACAUCAUUUAACCUCACACUCAACGACACAUAAUCCACAACUGCAACAUCAACAACAACAACACACGGCUGCUGCUGCUGCACAUAAUCAUGCAAUACAUUCUCUACCCUCAACACAUCAUCCUCACCAUCAUUCUCAUCAUUAUCCAGCAACACACUUACAACAACAUCAUCACCACCACCAACAACAACAACAUUUGCAAGUAACACAAUCACAAGUUGCCGCUGCCCAUCAUCACAUGUUGCAUGGUCAGG